CAAUUUUUUUCCCCAAAUAAUUGUUCAUAAACAUUGGAUAGUGUGUACAUCUGAGAGGAUAGGCUAUUUGUAAUCACAUUUGUGAUAUAUAAGUUGUUAAACAUGGAAUGUUCAAACAAGUAUAUUGCAGCUGUCUGGAACUGAUGGUUUGUAUUUAAGGCCCAGUGAAAGGUUUAUGUGAAUGUCUGCAGCCAGAUUGGGAAGCCUGCAUUUUGUGCGUGUCCUCAACCCAGCUGACUCCAGUUGCUGAGAGUCAGUUUCCUCUGGGCAAGGAAGAAGAGAGGGUCUUUGGUGUCUUAAUCCAAGCCUUAUUUGGUGUUUUAUUAUCAAGGGAUAUUCCCCAAGCAGAAGGCAAUGGUAAAGCUUCUCGUCCUGGGAACUCCGAACACAGGAAAGACAGCCCUGUGUGUCCGCUUCAUGACAAAACGAUUCAUUGGGGAAUAUGACCACAAGAAGGAGGUGACCUACAGAUGCUGCCACCUGGUGGACCAGGAAGUUGUUAACCUUGAGAUUUUGGAUCCAGCUUGUAAGGAAACCUGCGCACGGUCCCUCGAGGAAUCCAUCCGCUGGGCUGAUGGCUUCCUGUUGCUCUAUUCCAUCACACACCGCCAUAGUUUUCUGGAGGUCUCACGGCUCAAAAGAAUUAUUGACCAAACUAAACAGAGUCUAGCUGUGCCAACAGUGCUGGUAGCCAAUAAAGCAGACUUGGAAAUUGGCAGAGAGGUGACAACAGAGGAAGGACAGAGAUUAGCUCGUGAUCUAAGGUGUGGUUUCAGGGAGUUAUCGGUGGCUGAAGCUGUGUUAGCUGUGGAAGCUGCCGUGUUUCAGCUGAUCAGGCGAGUCCUGGACCAACAGCGGCCCUUGCCUGAUCGCCGUUCCUACAUGCUGACUAUGCGCCACGCUCUGACAAGGAAACUGACCCGAUCGAAAACCAUGCAGUGGUGACCUUUUACGUAGUCGUUGCAGUAUAGAGGGGUACUUGGGUCUGUAUAAACCUAUGUGAAAACUACAGAUGUGGUUUCUCUUUAGAGGGGUCGGACAUGAUAUGGGA
Messenger RNA from Corythoichthys intestinalis (scribbled pipefish), 1051 nucleotides. RefSeq lists its product as uncharacterized. The transcript has 8 exons. The record is from RefSeq and is a predicted model, not a curated record. Gene Ontology annotation, molecular function: GTP binding; GTPase activity. NCBI's taxonomy places the organism in Eukaryota, Metazoa, Chordata, Actinopteri, Syngnathiformes, Syngnathidae. Bases 355 to 945 code for a protein of 196 amino acids.